AUGCUUGAAGAACCCGUGUAUGCCCCAUACGGCACUGCCCCCUCAGACGACCUCUACGCGUACCCGCAGGGUCUCGAUCCUACCGCAGACGCUUAUCUCGAGUGGCUCCGCGUUACUGAAGAUAUCAGUGACGCGUAUGAGACCUCGGAAGAGCUCUCUGAGCUAUCGGACUCACGUUUCGACCCUGUUCUGCCACCCCCCCCUCUGACCGGUCGGAAUGACACUCAGGACGGUCUCUUGCAACCUGAGGCAACGACGGGCCCUGACGCCACCAGGCGCUUCCAAUUUCAGGAGACUAUCGCCUCGCACCUCCAGCAGCACACGGCUGUGCUUUCCGUGCCGCCUUGCCCCCUUUUCAGCGCUGCCAGCCGGUACGAGUUGGAGGAGGAACUCUGCCAGUGGGCCCUGGAUCAUGGCUUCAUGUUUAAGCGGCGUAGCAGCCCUGCACGCGACCGGAACGCCUCUGCCAGGCGUCGACUCACCUUCUUGUACGUCUGUGUGCGCUCUGGCAAGCACCAGGACAAGGUAAACGCCUCUGGGCGUCAGCGGCCUGCCAGAACGAGCCUGACAGGCUGUCCGUUCGGUGUGAGGGUCCACCUCUCUCUCCACGACGAUAGGGAGAGGUACACCGUUGUAGGACCCAUUGCUAGGGACAGGAGCACCACCCACAACCACCCACCUAUCCAAACGGGCGAGUUGCCACGUAUGAGGCCCAUUCACCCCGAGGUACAGCGUACGAUCGACUCGAUGGCCCUAUCGCCCGCCUCACCUAUUGACAUCUUCUCUCACGUCACCAGGCUCUUUCCAACCCAGGCGGCCAACCUCAUGCUUGACGACAUACGCGCGACGCGCCGGCGGGCCCGUCGGGCCCAGUUGCUGGGUCGAACGAACGCUGAGUUUCUCCUACGAUACCUCGAAGACAGGGCUCAUGAGCUGGGUCUGCUCUACAAGCUGGAUCAGCGCGAUGAUGACGACACGCUCGAGGGCCUCAUCUGGUCGACGAAGACGGCACGAGCUCUGUUCCAUCGGUUCUGCAGUGUCAUGGCCAUCGACGUCACCUACAACGGAGACCGUCAUGGCCACAAGCUGCUGCACAUCGCCGGCUUUACAGCCACCAACCUCUCUUUCACCGUUGCGCUCGCUGCCAUGCCUGAUGAGACUGAGGAGACCAUCACCCGCUACCUAGGCCACUUCCUGGUCCUCAUGGGUGACGUCAAGCCAGCCUGCAUCGUCAUGGACAGGGCAAUGGCCAUCCGAAACGCCGCGAGAGCGCACUGGCCAGCGGAGCUAACCAUGAUCGUCCUCUGCAUCUGGCACAUCUUGCAGAACCUGCGCAAGGCGUUCUGCGACGCCACCUGGGAGCAACGCCGCGCUGCACCAUGGCGUGAGGUGCCAGGCCCUGCCGGCGACCGGGCCAGGAGGGCGAACCUGGCUCGUGCGCGACGGCCGCCCGCGGCUCACCUGCUUGUCAGGGACACCGACGGUCGAGUUAUGGACCGAGAGGACUGGGACAAGGCGUCGUUCGAGUUCAGGACCACCUACCAGGCAAUGAUUGUAAGUGCAGCCUCCUCCGAGGCCCUAGAGGAAGGUCGCCGGGCCUGGAAAGAGCAGUGGACCGGCGAGGUUUUCAACGAUCUGCUCCUUCCAGCCAUUGAGGACGGCCUUAGGUACGUUGACGAGGAUGGCCAGUACUUCGUACACUACCAUAUCAACCGGCACCCUCACUUUGGACAGCGUACGACCUCGAGGUUGGAGGCUCUUCAUGCAGCCCUGAAGUCGUACACUGGCGAUCGAGCUGCUCGCGGGCGAAUGACGAUCGACCAGCUCGUCAUCUGCACUCUGCCUCGCUUCGAGAACCAAUGGAAGGACGUUCUAGCAGCCAUGGACCUCGAGAGUGGCCAGAAGCCCGUCGACAACUCGUACGCUCUCUUCCAGAACAUCAGGACGCUCGUUUCUGAGUACGCCAUCCAUUAUCUCCAACGGUUUCAGGUCGGGCUGGCCACAAACAGCGUUCUUUGGAAGCACGGGCACCGCCAGCGUCCUGAUGGCAGCCCUAUCCCUGAACCUAAGCCAUGCACCGGCCAGUUUCAGGCUUCUCUCGGCUUGCCAUGCGCUCACACCAUCGCCGAGGCCAUGGACACCAUCAACGGGGGCUCAGGAUCGCUCGAAAUGAAAGACUUCCACGUCCAAUGGUGGCUCACGAAGUCUCCGAGGAUGAAUCAGCUCAAGAACGACGUCGAUGAGGCCAUUGCGAACGGCAACGGCCUGCACGAUCUCGAGAUUGUCGACAGGGCCGGUCUCCGGCGUCUCCGAGACCCAGUCUCCUCUGCUGCUCGGCGUGCAGCGGAGGAAGCCAGCGGGGUGGCCUCCUCCCAGCCCAGCGGUGGACGGUCCAGCCAGCGGCCUCUAGCGCCCCGCCGAGCAGCGGCUGCUCCUCGACCUCGGCGUCCGCAAGCGAGCAGCGGACGGCAAUUGACACAGGCGGAGAUCGCCGCCGGUGGCCCUGGAGAUGGGAUGGAGCGCUGUACGGCGUGCGGGCAGCAUCAUGACGUGUCCUCGCACCCCUGCCGUGCCGCUUUGCAAGCGGCGGCAGCGGUGGCAGAGAGCCAGCGUCGUUUGCGCACUCGUGAUGGCGUUGAGCGUGCCGAGGGCGACGAGUACGGCAUUGACGACGUUACAGACAGCGAGUUCGAGGACAUGGACCCUAGGUAUCGGAGGCUGAAGCCCGCCAUGGUGCCGUGCUGCCCGUUCUGCCAACGAGACCACAAGCGGCGUUUCUGCAACCGUAUGUACGAGUGGCGGCGUUGGUGCGACGCUCGAGACCUGCGCGCGGCAGCCAGCCUUGCAACAGACCAGGUUCCGGCCACACCGGCGAUUGGAGGAGCAGUGGACGCCCCUCGGCCCUCGGCCUCGGCGACCUCGGCGACGGUAGGAGAGUGGCGACCCUCUACACCCGACCGGACAUGGCCAGUCCUCCAAACGCCGUCACCAGAUGGACCCGAACUCGAGGACAUCCUCCGCCAGGCAGACCUCCGACAUGAGGCAAUGAGGACCCUGAGGCUAGGCUCAACGGAGCCUGCGGAGAGCAGUGUGUGGGCGCUGUCUCGGCGCUUGGCGAGCGCUCAUGGCAGCCCAGAGACCGUCAUUCGAGAAACCCAGUUGGAGGAGUAG
This is a messenger RNA of Trichosporon asahii var. asahii CBS 2479, 3171 nucleotides long. RefSeq lists its product as uncharacterized. The record is from RefSeq and is a predicted model, not a curated record. Lineage: Eukaryota; Fungi; Basidiomycota; Tremellomycetes; Trichosporonales; Trichosporonaceae. Gene Ontology annotation, biological process: regulation of DNA-templated transcription. The transcript has a single exon. The coding region runs from base 1 to 3171 and encodes 1056 amino acids.